GAUAUCUGUACUUAUUUCGCUGAAGAGCACAACGUGGACCAACGCCGUAAGCAACAAGCAUGGUUAGAAAAUUAAAGUUUCACGAGAAAAAGUUGUUAAAAAAGGUUGAUUUUAUAUCAUGGGAGGUAGACAACAAUUUACACGAGGUGAAGGUGAUGAAAAAAUACUACAUACAAAAGAGGGAAGACUACACAAAAUACAACAAGCUAUCAAGAUACGUAAGGGAACUGGCAAACAAGAUCAAAGAGGUUGACAUUAAAGACCCUUUCAGGACAGAAGCUACAUCUCAGCUGCUGGAAAAAUUACAUUCCAUGGGACUGAUUCCAACAAAGAGAAGUUUAGCCUUAGCAGAUAAAGUCAAUGCCUCUGCAUUUUGCAGACGACGUCUCCCAGUAGUAAUGGUAAGAAACCACAUGGCAGAAACUCUCAAGUCGGCUACUACAUUCAUUGAACAGGGACAUGUUCGUGUUGGUCCUGAGGUGGUGACAGAUGCUGCAUUCCUGGUCACCAGAAACAUGGAGGACUUUGUCACCUGGACAGAUACUUCAGCCAUCAGGAAACAUGUGCUAGAGUAUAAUGAAAUGAGAGAUGAUUUUGAUCUCAUGGCAUGACGGAAUUCAAGCUUUCUGGAGUCUAGUGGUGAAUACAAAGGAGUGGUCAAGCUGGGAGACACAUGGCAGGCCCUGGGAAUACAGGGUGUUGAUUGAAAGACCAUCCUGUAGCAUACUGGUAUCAAGACAGCCAGAUGCUGGAUGAAAAAGUUUCUGUUGCUAGGUGACCCUGGCUCAGCUCUGUGUAUUGUUUGGAGCUAAAGUUACUGUUGCUCAGCAGUAUAACUGGGUGUCAGGGUAUCUGUAGCAGUUGCUACAUAACACCUGUGCAAUGCAAGGAACCACGAUAGUGAUGUUAGGAGCAGGAAAUUGUGACCAAGUGGGCUGAAAUAUAAACUUAAUUUGAUAUCACAUCAAAAGGCUUGCUGAAUUGUAGUUGUCAGAAAGUAGACAUCAUUUAUCCAGUUGAAAAGAUCCCAACUUGAUGCGUUAUGCAAGUAAAAAUGAAGUGGGUCUAACCGCAGUUGCAAUCUUUAGGAAAUGUUUUGUAUAAACCUUUCGAUUCAAAAUUGGCUAAUUGUGUGAAAUAAACUUAAGAAAACUUCA
This is a messenger RNA of Lingula anatina, 1157 nucleotides long. Its product is annotated as U3 small nucleolar ribonucleoprotein IMP3. Gene Ontology annotation, biological process: ribosomal small subunit biogenesis; rRNA processing. Lineage: Eukaryota; Metazoa; Brachiopoda; Lingulata; Lingulida; Lingulidae. Gene Ontology annotation, cellular component: small-subunit processome; Mpp10 complex. The record is from RefSeq and is a predicted model, not a curated record. Gene Ontology annotation, molecular function: rRNA binding; snoRNA binding.